Messenger RNA from Nematolebias whitei (Rio pearlfish), 1220 nucleotides. Its product is annotated as protein max. Gene Ontology annotation, molecular function: DNA-binding transcription factor activity; protein dimerization activity. Bases 117 to 569 code for a protein of 150 amino acids. The transcript is spliced from 4 exons. Gene Ontology annotation, cellular component: RNA polymerase II transcription regulator complex. The record is from RefSeq and is a predicted model, not a curated record. Gene Ontology annotation, biological process: positive regulation of transcription by RNA polymerase II. NCBI's taxonomy places the organism in Eukaryota, Metazoa, Chordata, Actinopteri, Cyprinodontiformes, Rivulidae.
AUCACGUGGAGAAAAACAGUCGGGAGCUUCGUGUUACGCUGUAUUUGCCUCCAGUUGUCGCUGCACUUUGUUUUGACAGCUGCCUGUUUUCUUUUCUAGGUCGUUUUUACUGAAGAAUGAGUGAAAACGAUGACAUCGAAGUCGACAGCGAUGCUGAUAAGCGAGCACAUCACAACGCGCUGGAGCGCAAACGGAGGGACCACAUCAAAGAUAGCUUUCACGGUUUAAGAGACUCCGUGCCUGCAUUACAUGGAGAGAAGGCGUCACGAGCACAAAUUUUAGACAAAGCCACAGAAUACAUCCAGUUCAUGAGGAGAAAAAAUCACAGCCACCAGCAAGACAUCGAUGACUUAAAGAAGCAAAACGCACUGCUGGAGCAGCAGGUUCGUGCACUGGAGAAGGCCAAAGGGAACACUCAGCUCCAGACAAACUACUCUACUGAAAGCAGCUUGUACACAAACCGCAAAGGGAGCGCCGUGUCUGCCUUCGACGGCGGGUCCGACUCCACCUCAGAAUCAGAGCCGGACGAGCCGCCCAGCAGAAAGAAGCUGCGCGUGGAGCCCAUCUAAACUCAGGCGCUCCUGUCCUUGAUGUUCAGACGGACUCUCCGUACCCACCAGCUUCUCUUACCUUGCCCUUUUCUCGCUCCUCCCCUUUUUACACCAGUCUAAGCCCCACGGUAGAGACAGUGUGAUUGGUGCUGUUAGUGUUUGUACAAAACGCUUCUACCUUGCUGUAUCUGCAUCCCGUCACUGUUUUUGUGGCCCAGCAACGACUUUUACGAUCCCCAAAGUGAGGCAGCUCAGCAGUCUUUGAAAGACGUGAUACUGUUCAUGAAAUUACAUUGUACGAGUCUUUAAUAAAGCUAUAAAAAUAUCCUUUCUUUUGGACAACCUUUGCAGUCGGUUGCGAGACUACCACUUUUGAUGGAAUGAUAAUUAGAGAGUGUGUUUUUAUUAUACUUUUCCAGAGAAGAAUGUCAAAUUGUUUUUAGUAAAAGUGUCUGAUAUGCAAGAAGAACCACCCCCCUGAGGUUUUAUCUUUGAAACCGACGUUCAAUGAAACAAAUUUCUCUUUAUAAUGAUGCACCAAAAUUAGUUUUGCAACCUACAGAGUGUAUUUAUGACUGAUAUCUGUAUUGAAUGAUUUUCACAGCUUCGGGUAUUUCUUGUCCUCUUUUUGUUAUUCUCAGUAAAUAAAUGUGAUAUAAUUAAAAAAAA